CCAUGGUGAUACUUCAUGUUGAUUAAUGGGAUUUUCUUCAUAGUACUUGCACUUCUGAUUUUCUCUUUCUUAGCGGAUGCUGAAACAUUUGGUCCUUCCCUGGUAUCUCUGGUCCGGCGAGCAUUGUGGGAAUUCAUAGCACUCUCCCUUCACUGCUUCACAGAUGGUGCCCAAGGGCUAGAGAGAGUUAUCCAGGAACGAGUGAGAUCUAUAAUGGCUGGAGUCAGUCCUGCUAUUCAGACGUUGGUCCGUAAACACUUCAAUAUGCAGCUGAGAUCCAUGAUGAGCCGCAUGACCAUAACAGAUGAUCAUAUUCGCCGUUAUGUAGUAUCUCCAGAUGAGGGAAGCGUAUGGAGGAAGAACGAAGUCGUAGACUACGUGAUAGUGGAGUCUCCAGCUGCGGAGCCUACCCCUUUACCACAAAUGACCUCACAUCAUUCUUCUACAGCAGACAUGGUUCAUGUGACCCCAGCUAAUGUACCUGCUGAAGAGCCCAUGGAAGUGGAAGAGGUUGGAUGUAUGGAGGAAGUCAUAACCACAGGGGUUGAGGCAGAGUUAAAAUUGCAACUGAAGGAGCCACUGGAGGAACUGAGGAAGCAAAGGAAGAUGAGUCUCUCACAGAGGAACCACCUGUUACAAUAAAUGUUGGAUCUCAGCCUUGGCAUCCAGCUGUUCCACAGGACUGGAUACCAGUUAUAACACGUGAUGUUAGAGAGACAACAGCGCGGUGUUCCAGAUACAAACUUGAGUGAUGCCUACCUUUGUGGAAUGCCACUUAAACGUCGCAAACUUGCUUCUCAGCACAAACCUCAUGGGACAGUGCAGCAGGUUA
Messenger RNA from Penaeus monodon (black tiger shrimp), 832 nucleotides. RefSeq lists its product as uncharacterized. NCBI's taxonomy places the organism in Eukaryota, Metazoa, Arthropoda, Malacostraca, Decapoda, Penaeidae. The coding region runs from base 16 to 642 and encodes 208 amino acids. The transcript is spliced from 4 exons. The record is from RefSeq and is a predicted model, not a curated record.